Molecule: messenger RNA, 1464 nt
Organism: Sclerotinia sclerotiorum 1980 UF-70
Lineage: Eukaryota; Fungi; Ascomycota; Leotiomycetes; Helotiales; Sclerotiniaceae
Exons: 1
Coding region: 1-1464 (487 amino acids)
Biological process (GO): DNA replication, removal of RNA primer
Molecular function (GO): RNA-DNA hybrid ribonuclease activity; nucleic acid binding
Source: RefSeq, a predicted model, not a curated record
AUGGCAUGCGUCACCAGUAUAGCUGACUACGGUUCAAUUUUAUGGUGGAAAGGGCAAAACCAAUUCAAGAAAAUCCUUCAAUCCUUGCAAAACCUCGCCCUUCGAAAAAUCCUAGGAGUAUUCAAAACCUCACCAAUAAAACCAAUGGAAAUAGAAGCCGCAUUGUGCCCUCCAGAAGUAAGGCUAAAUGCUGGAAUCAAACAAUACGCCUUCAGAUUAUUGAAAAUCUCCCCUUCUCAUCCUGUCAAUUUAAUAGCUACAAAGCUGGCUACAGAAAAGGAGAAUCAAGAUGUAGUUGCAACCCCUCAAAGAAAGCAAUUAAAACCUACUCAACUCGAAAAGAUCAAAAAUUCAAUUCAGAAAGACUUCGAUCCUCUCACUUUAGAAGGAAUCCAUCACUUCUACUUUCCUCCUUGGAAGAAAGAAGUUCCAUAUAAAGUCAAUAUCAGCAAAUUAGGAAAAGAAGAAGCUGCGAUGAUCCACAAUCUGGCUUUCAAAUAUAGGUGCAAAAAUACCAUUGCAAUAUACACCGAUGCCUCAUCCACUUUAGAGGGAAUAGGGAUUGGGAUCGGGAUAGCGGUUAUCUUACCAAAUGGCCGAAUUUCACAUCAAGAGACUAUCAAUAUAGGUGUGAAUCAGCUUGUCUAUAAUGGCGAGCUCCUAGGAGUUACUAAAGCGAUCGAAUACGCAAAUUCAAUAGCCCAACCAGGAAACAAGUUCAAGAUAUACUCAGAUAAUCAAGCAGGAUUAUUCCGGUUGAAAACCCCCUCCGAUUUACCUGGUCAAUCAUGCCUAAUCAAAGCUAUAAAAGUUGCGGAAGCUAUUCAAAAUAAAGGAGCCGAAAUCUCUCUCAAUUGGGUCCCCGGACAUACAUCUGUACAAGGAAAUGAGCUAGCUGAUUCUCUUGCAAAAGAGGCGACCAAAAUACCAUCCUCAUCUCACGAAACCAGUUAUGCCUUUAUUGGAAUGGAUAUAAAAAGAAUGAAAUCAGAGAACUGGAUAGCCAUCCUUAACACUAACAACUUUCAUCAACCAUCGUCAACAUAUUCAAGAAACUACCCCUGGAAGAUCAGCUCAAAAAUCAGAGUUCCAGGAAACAUCAAAAGAAGCACAAUCUGUGCUCAGUUCCAACUCAAAAUUGGACACGGAUACUUCAAAUCUUAUUUGAAACGAUUCGGAAUCUCCUCUAAUGACAGUUGUAGAUGUGGGGGAAAGGAAUCUCCUGAUCAUCUUCUACUCAAUUGUCCUAUAUACAAAACGGUAAGGAAAACCCUCAAUAAGGAUAACCCCACAAUCCGACCUACCAUGAAAUAUCUGCUUCAUACCAAAGCAGGAAUCAUCAAAACCCUCGAAUUUAUCGAGGCGACGAGAAUAGCCACCAGAUCAUGGCAUCUCAAUAGAAUGCAUGAAGAAGAAGAGGAAGAAGGCGGAGAAGAAGGGGGUGGACCGGAAGAUUGUGAUUGA